AUGUCUGAAGUAGCAGAUAAAGUCGAAAAGUUAUCCGUGAAGGAUAAUAAAGGAGCAAGCAAAAAGAAGGAGAAGAAACAAUCGCAACAAUCGAGUUCACCAUUGUACUUGGAACCUCAACCAGCAUUCCUUGAAGAGAGAAUUAAAUUGUUUGAUGAAUUAAAGGCUAAAUAUGAUGCAGAAAUUGCAGCCAAGGAAAAGAAACCUAUCAAGAUCACUUUGAAAGAUGGAAAUGUCAAAGAAGGUACUUCGUACGAGACUUCACCAAUGGAUAUUGCUAACUCUAUUGGUAAAUCUUUUGCUGAGAGACAAGUCAUUUCAAAAGUCAAUGGGAAACUUUGGGAUAUGCCACGUCCCUUGGAAGAAGAUGCUACCUUGGAAUUUUUAGAUUUUGAGCACCCAGAAGGUAAAGCAGUUUUCUGGCAUUCAUCAGCACAUAUUUUGGGAGAAUCUUGUGAAUGCCAUUAUGGAUGUCAUUUGUCUCAUGGUCCUCCAACUGAUGACGGUUUCUUUUACGACAUGUCAAUCAAUGACGGAACUACAUUUGUCAACCAAGCUGAUUUUGGUAGUUUGGAAACCAUUGCGACUAAAGCCAUCAAGGAGAAGCAAAAGUUUGAAAGAUUGGAAAUGACCAAAGAAGAUUUGUUGAAAAUGUUUCACUACAACAAGUACAAAGUUCAGUUCAUCCUGGAUAAGAUUCCCGAUGGCACAUCAACGACCGUAUAUAGAUGUGGUCCAUUGAUUGAUUUGUGUGUUGGUCCACAUAUCCCACAUUCAGGAAGAAUCAAGGCAUUCAAAGUGUUGAAGAAUUCAAGUUCGUAUUUCCUUGGUGAUGCUAAAAAUGAUUCAUUGCAAAGAGUCUACGGUAUUUCAUUCCCUGAUAAGAAGUUAAUGACUGAACAUUUACAAUUUUUGAAGGAAGCUGCUGAAAGAGAUCACAGAAAGAUUGGUCGUGAACAGGAAUUAUUUUUCUUUAGUGAUAUGUCACCUGGCUCGGCAAUGUGGUUACCUCAUGGUACCAGAAUCUACAACACUUUAGUUGAGACUUUGAGAACUGAAUAUAGAAAGAGAGGAUAUGAAGAAGUCAUUACACCAAAUAUGUACGCUACCAAAUUAUGGGAAACUUCUGGUCAUUGGCAAAAUUACAAAGAAAACAUGUUCUCAUUUGAGGUUGAGAAGGAAACCUUUGGGUUAAAGCCAAUGAACUGUUUGAGUGAAGAUAUGAGAAUUCAAACUGAUAGGGGUUUCUUGUCUCUCGAUGAAGUGAAAGAACAAUGGAAGGAUAUUAAAAUUGCUAAUUACGAUCAUGAAACAAAGCAAAUCAAGUACGAAAAAGCCUUGAAUUUCCUUGUGAAGGAUGAGAUGAAUCACAAAAUGGUUGAAUUUUGUGAUUAUGAUAUUACUGCAGGAAGAGGAAAAGCAGGAGGGCGUGAUAUUUCCUUGUUGGUCACUGAAGAUCAUGAUAUGUUUGUUCAAAAAGGUCGCAAAGUCAAAUAUCACACCAUUUAUGAUACGAAUUCUGACAAAGAAGUCGUCCCUUUUCAAAAAAUUCCAGCACGUGAUUUAUUGGAGAAAGGUUUAGGCGUUAGAUUUUUAGCGGCAGCAGAAAACGGUAUUGACGUUAGUGCAGCACCUGCAGCUCCGUAUAAAACUGCGCUUGGAAUUACCGAAAGUCAAAAUUUGGAUUUCUUGGAGCUUUAUGGGUUUUGGUUAGGUGAUGGCUCUAUGGGACAAAACAUGACUUCCGGUAACGACAUAAUUUUCGCUGCAAGAAAAGAAUCGGAUAUUAAGUGGUUGCAUGAUGUAUUCGAGAAAAUGAACUUGCAUAAAGAUUAUUUUAGAGUUAGAGACAGAACUUUGGACAUGGUUGAAUUUCGUGUUUCAGAUUCUAAAUGGAAAUUGUUUUAUAAGGAGUAUGCAGAAAAGUAUGUUUUUUCUGGGGUUUAUGAUAGUAAUAGUCAUCUCAAUACUCCCAAAUCAGGUAAAUGGUUUUCCUCAUGGGUUUGGAACCUUAAUAAAGAGGAAAUGAGGGCCGUGAUUGAAGGAAUUCGCAGAGCUGAUGGUGAUUUUACCACCUACAACAAGAACAUCUAUACUUCGUCCAUCAGAUUCCGUGAUGAAUUGAUUAGAGCUUUGUUGCAUGCAGGGUAUUCCGCUAAAUUCAAUCUUAAGUAUUCCAAGGGAACAAUUCGUGGCUACUCACCAGUUGGUCAAAAAGGGAACCAUAAAAUUGUCAGCCCUAAGGUAUACGAGAAUUUCAAUGAGCUGACAAAGAGAAAGUACACUCCAAUCAAAGCUAAAUAUGAUAAUUGGGUUAUUAAUUAUGCUGAGGAUGGUUCACCAUCUGGAAAACAAUGUGUUCGACCAAAUUUGUAUUCCGAUACUGAAAUUAAGCGUGUUGAUAACUAUGUUGGAAGAGUUUGGUGUGUUACCGUUCCGACUGGAUUGAUUAUUGCACAGAGAGUCCAUCGUGAUGCUGAUAACAACGUUAUUCGUGCUUCAAGACCAAUUGUUGUUGGAAACUGUCCCGGACAUUGUAUUCUCUUCAAGUCAAGAGAACGUUCAUAUCGUGAAUUACCAUGGCGUGUUGCUGAUUUUGGUGUUAUUCACAGAAAUGAAUUUUCUGGUGCGUUAUCUGGCUUAACAAGGGUUCGUCGUUUCCAACAAGAUGAUGCUCAUAUUUUCUGUACCCCCGAUCAAAUUGGUACUGAGAUUGCUGGAGUUUUCGACUUAUUAAAGAAAAUGUACGGAAUCUUUGGUUUUGAAUUCAAGAUGGAAUUGUCAACCAGACCUGAGAAGUAUGUUGGUGAUAUUGAAACUUGGAAUGCAGCUGAAAAGAAGUUGGAAGGUGCUUUGGAUGACUUUUUGGGUAAAGGUAAAUGGGAGUUGAACCCUGGUGAUGGUGCGUUUUAUGGUCCAAAGAUUGAUAUUAUGAUUAGUGAUGCAUUAAAGAGAUGGUUCCAAUGCGCCACUAUUCAACUUGAUUUCCAAUUACCAUCCAGAUUUGAAUUAGAGUACAGAUCUGAAAGCAAUAGUGCUACUGAACGUCCAGUCAUGAUCCACAGAGCCAUCUUAGGAUCAGUGGAAAGAAUGACUGCUAUUUUGACUGAACAUUAUAAAGGUAAAUGGCCAUUCUGGUUGUCACCAAGACAAAUCCUUAUCGUUCCAGUUAGUCCAAAAUACUAUGACUAUGCUGAAAAGUUGAAGAAAUUGUUCAAUGAUGAAUACUUUUUCUAUUGUGAUGUUGAUGUCAGUGGUAAUACAUUGCCAAAGAAGGUUAGAUCUGGUCAAUUGAUGCAAUACAAUUUCAUUUUCAUUGUUGGCGCUGAAGAAGAAGAGAAUUAUGGUGUCAAUAUUCGAAACAGAGAUAUUGCUGAAGAACAAGGAAAGAAUCCAAUGGUUGGUGUUGAUUCAGUUAUCCAACUGUUGGUGAAACUUAGAGAAGAAAAGAGAUCGGAUAAUAAAUUAUAA
Lodderomyces orthopsilosis Co 90-125 is the source of this 3471-nucleotide messenger RNA. It is a transcript of the gene THS1, whose product is annotated as threonine--tRNA ligase. The transcript has a single exon. Bases 1 to 3471 code for a protein of 1156 amino acids. Gene Ontology annotation, biological process: intein-mediated protein splicing; threonyl-tRNA aminoacylation. The record is from RefSeq and is a predicted model, not a curated record. Lineage: Eukaryota; Fungi; Ascomycota; Pichiomycetes; Serinales; Debaryomycetaceae. Gene Ontology annotation, cellular component: cytoplasm. Gene Ontology annotation, molecular function: ATP binding; endonuclease activity; threonine-tRNA ligase activity.